AAAACAGUUCCCCGAAAACUGAAAUGAAAGCAACAGCGCCACUGAUAUCCAUAGAGCACAACAAUGGCCGCCGGCGGAGCCAGCAGGAACGCCGCGGCCAACUCGGCCACUAAGCAGAGAACCAAACGCCGGAGAAAUCCCCUUCCCGACCACCAUCACCCCCACGACCUCUCUCAACUCAUACCCCUCGCCGCCUCCGCCGCCGCCGCCGCCCACUCCUUCCUCACACAACACGACCUCCACCUCCUUCCCUCUCAAACCCUAGCCAUCGAAUCUUUAAUCUCCUCCGCCUCCCUCUCUCUCUCAACCCUCUUCUCUCUCCUCAAUAAACCUCGGCCGCCGCUACCUCUGCCUCCCGCUCCCGCAUCCGCACCGCCCUGCUGGUUCCAUCGCUUCCUCUCCGCCACCGGCGCCACUGACUACGAUGCCCGAUGGGCCGAAGCGUUUCGAAUGUCGAAAGCUUCGUUCACGCUCCUUCUCAGACUCCUCACCCCCUCGCUCGGCUGCCUCUCGCCGAUUCCGCCGAACUACGCGCUCGGUGCCGCCCUUUUCCGGCUGGUCCACGCCGCCUCGUACAAGGCCGUCGCCCGCCGCUUCAUGCUUGACUCGGCCACCGCCUGCCGCGCAUUUUACAUGGUAUGCAAGGCGAUCACUGAUAAAUUGGGUAAUUUAUUCGAGUUUAGAACCGAUAUCAACCGAAUUGUGGUAGGAUUUGGGUGGAUUUCGCUUCCCAAUUGUUGUGGCGUUUUAGGGCUUGACCAAUUUCAAAUUGAAGGUGAGGCUUUGGGGGGAAAUGGAGCUUUGUUGGUUCAGGCAUUGGUGGAUUCAGAGGGAAGGUUCUUAGACGUGUCAGCCGGUUGGCCAAGUUCAAUGAAACCCGAAGCAAUCCUCCACCAAUCGAAACUGUUUUCGGGCAUUGAGGAAUCCAGGGAGUUGUUGAAUGGGCCAGCUUUUGAGCUCAGUGCUGGCAAUUCAAUCCCCCAAUACAUUUUGGGGGACUAUUGUUUCCCUCUCUUGCCAUGGUUGCUUACUCCUUAUGCUAAAUCAGAUAGUGAUAAUGUGUGGAAUUCCUCAGAAAUGGCAUUCAAUUCUGUUCAUAGCCGCGGAAUGGAGCUGGUUGGGAUGGCAUUUGGGCAACUUAGGGGGAGAUGGAAGCUCCUAUCAAAGAGGUGGAAGGAGCAAUGCCUUGAGUCUUUCCCUUUUGUCAUUGUGACAUGUUGUUUGCUGCACAAUUUCCUUAUCAAGUGUAGCGAGGCGCUGCCUGAGGAGAAUUUGGAAUACUUGGGGGACCAUCAACUUCCCUCGUUUGAAGGAGAGGCGGAUGAGAAUGGGAAGAGGAUUAGGGAUGUGCUUGCUGCACACUUGAACCGAAACUGGGAGCCACUCACAUGCUGAUUCAACUCAAUUUCAAUCACUUGUAUAACUGGGGAACAAAUUGAUCUCAGGUGCAUGGAGGUAUAUAUCCAUUCCUCUCUUUCUUGUUAGAUACCCCUUUCCUUCUUGGUGUUUUAAGGUGGAAAUGGAUUUGCUAAAGAUUAGCACUGAAAUUUUAUGACCUCUGUGUGUCAUCUCAUCUCAUCUUCUUCAAAAACAAAAAGGAGAAGAAUUUAUGUUGUUUGAUCCAAUGAAUUUUAUUCUUGUUGUCACUUACCUAACCCAACCCUUCUCAUUUAUUCGGCCUUGGGACCAGCUAUCGGCUGUGAUAGGUUGGCUCUUCUACAACAACAAUACACUAAGCCUUUAUCCCGCUAUGGUUUGGCUCUUCUACAUUGCUAAGAACAUUAUGUGUUGCCAUUCAAAUUUGAGGGAUAAUGUGAUCCGUUCCUGGAGGAACACCCUGGAUUUGAUUGGAUAUUUUUACUGAGGAUAGAAGUUUCUCCUUGAAAAUAAUUUUAGCUAGAUUGCCUUUCUUAUAGAUGGCACAGAGCCAGGAACAGCCACAACGCUAGCCUCUUCUUUAACCAUUUUUGUCCUUACUUAUGCUUCAGUACCGUAAUAAAGAAGAAAAACAAGCCGCUGAUCUUGACAUGCUUUGAGGGUGACUCUUGCGUCAGGAAUUAAACAAUUAAUAGAACAGUUUCUAUGAUCAGGAAUGGAUGAAUGGGUAAUAGUAAGAAUUAUUUGUUUCUUUGAUUAGGCCACUUAUAGGAAUUAUCCAAUAUGACUAAGC
Molecule: messenger RNA, 2170 nt
Organism: Diospyros lotus (date-plum)
Lineage: Eukaryota; Viridiplantae; Streptophyta; Magnoliopsida; Ericales; Ebenaceae
Product: protein ANTAGONIST OF LIKE HETEROCHROMATIN PROTEIN 1
Exons: 2
Coding region: 64-1395 (443 amino acids)
Source: RefSeq, a predicted model, not a curated record